Messenger RNA from Rangifer tarandus platyrhynchus (Svalbard reindeer), 554 nucleotides. The record is from the annotation of a GenBank genome assembly. Lineage: Eukaryota; Metazoa; Chordata; Mammalia; Artiodactyla; Cervidae.
AUGUCCUGUGGCUUCUUCAGUGAGGGCAUCUACCCAGGUUCCUACUGGGGCAGUUGGGGAUACCCCCUGGGCUACAGUGUUGGCUGUGGAUAUGGUAGCACCUAUUCCCCAGUGGGAUACGGCUUCGGAUAUGGCUAUGAAACAUCCUCUUGCAGUCCACCUGAAUCCUCUUCCCUUGACAACAUGUGUUGUAACUACUACGGCAACUCCUGUGGCUAUGGCUGUGGAAACAGCUAUAGCUGUGGAUUCAGCCCCUACUAUGGCUGUGGAUAUGGAGCUAGAUAUGGCUGUGGAUACGGCUCAGGAUAUGGCUGUGGAUAUGGAACAGGAUAUGGCUAUGGAUUUAGCCCCUAUUAUGGCUGUGGUUAUGGAACAGGAUAUGGCUGUGGAUAUGGCUCUGGCUAUACGGAUGUGGAUACAGCUCAGGAUAUGGCUCAGGAUACGGCUGUGGAUAUGGCUGUGGAUAUGGUUCAGGAUACAGUCAUGGAUGUGGCUCAGGCUGCUGCAGUUACCAACCACUUUGCUACAGAAUUUGCUACUCCUCCUGCUGCUAA